GGCACUGCCGGGCGAUGCCCCGACUCUCCGCCGCCGCCUCGGCCUCCUCCAGCGCCAGGGGCUCGGAGCCGCGGAGCUGCGCUGCGAUGUCCGCAAAGUUCCAGGAGGCAGCGGCCGGCAUCUCCCUGCGCUCCCGCCGCGGCGCCUUUUGUGCGAGGCAAAAGGAUUCCUACAGAAGAUGGAACUUUGUUCGUUUUCCAGAAUGUGUAUUCGAGCCCAUCAGUGGAACCUGACCCUACAGUGCUGUACCCAAAUGCCUGGAGAGAACCCACAUUUCUGCCUGAAGCUUCCGCCCUCCUAACACCAUGGUUGUCUCAGCGGUGUUGACUGCAUCCCAUGCUGGGACAUCCAACACGACAUUUGUCGUCUAUGAAAACUCCCAUGUGAAUAUGACAACAUCCCCACUGUUUCAGCAUCCCAGCCCUGCUCCGCUGAUUAGAUACAGUCUGGAAACCAUGACCAGCACUGGAUUUAGUUCCUUAGCAGUGAACAGCACAGCCAUGACCCCGACACCAGCAGUUUUUAAGAGCCUAAACUUAGCUCUCCAGAUCAUCCUUUCGGCUAUAAUGAUAUUUAUUCUGUUUGUGUCUUUUCUUGGCAACUUGGUUGUUUGCCUCAUGGUCUACCAAAAAGCUGCCAUGCGUUCUGCCAUUAACAUCCUUCUUGCCAGCCUGGCUUUUGCAGACAUGCUGCUUGCUGUACUGAACAUGCCGUUUGCCCUGGUAACUAUUCUUACCACCAGAUGGAUAUUUGGGAAAUUCUUCUGCAGGCUGUCUGCUAUGUUUUUCUGGUUGUUUGUGAUAGAGGGGGUUGCUAUCCUGCUCAUUAUUAGCAUUGAUAGGUUUCUGAUUAUAGUUCAGAGGCAAGAUAAGCUAAAUCCAUACCGAGCUAAGGUCCUUAUCGCAGUCUCCUGGGCAACUGCUUUUUCCGUAGCUUUCCCUUUGGCUGUGGGGAAUCCUGAUUUGCAAAUCCCUUCCCGAGCCCCACAAUGCGUUUUUGGGUACACAACUAAUUCUGGAUACCAGGCUUAUGUGAUUUUGAUCUCACUCAUUUCUUUCUUUAUACCUUUCCUGGUGAUACUGUAUUCAUUUAUGGGCAUCCUCAACACCCUUCGGCACAAUGCCUUGAGGAUUCACAGCUACCCAGAAGGAAUAUGCCUCAGCCAGGCCAGCAAACUUGGUCUCAUGAGUCUGCAGAGACCCUUCCAGAUGAGCAUCGACAUGGGCUUUAAAACGCGUGCCUUCACCACCAUCUUGAUCCUCUUCGCUGUUUUCAUCAUCUGCUGGGCCCCGUUCACCACGUACAGCCUUGUGGCGACCUUCAGUAAGCACUUCUACUAUCAGCACAACUUCUUUGAGAUUAGCACCUGGCUACUCUGGCUUUGCUACCUCAAGUCUGCAUUGAACCCCCUGAUAUACUACUGGAGGAUUAAGAAAUUUCAUGAUGCCUGCUUGGACAUGAUGCCCAAGUCUUUCAAGUUCUUGCCACGCCUCCCUGGUCACACAAGGCGACGGAUACGCCCCAGUGCUGUCUACGUGUGUGCGGAGCAUCGGACGGUGUUGUGAAUACUGGAACUCGGAGACAUUUGGAGUCGUUAUGGUUCUCUAUUGACUGAAUUUUCUUUUCAUAUGGCUUCUAAACUUUUAUUGUUUUUUUCUAUAGUGUGCGUGCGUGCCUGCGUGAAUGCACGUGUGUGUAUGUGUGUGUUGUCAAGAAAGAAUGGUAAGUACUUUGAUCCCGAAACCAAGGAUAAACUGCAAGAAAGUGGUCAUAUUUGUUACCUCUAGAUUAAGAAAACUUUGGGGGGAUGUUUGUUUAGUUGACUGGUUUUAUUUUCGUAGCAUGAAUCAGGAUUGUGCUUCAUGGAGCCUGCAGUUAACUUGAAUUGUAGGUGUUUUUUAAAAUGCUGCUGAGGCAAGCUUGGUUGAGUUAAUCAGUUCCUUUUCCUUUCCUUCAAGACACUGCUGCUCUUUGCCAUCAUAUUGGAGUCCAAUCCCUAGGCAUCUCAGUUGGUAGAUGUUUAGUUUUAUUUAAAAACAAAACCCAAGGAGGUUGGUGACAUUUUAAAGGUUAUUACAAUUUACUUUGGUGCACUUUAAGAGACAAUGUAUAGAUUAAUUCAGUUGUGUUUUAAGAAUUGUUUUUAUAUAUGACAUACUGUGCUUUGGGAGAUAAUGUGCUUAUGAUUUCUAGGUAGAUAGUUUUAGCUGCAUGUACAAUUUAAAAGGGAAGAUAAACACACAGGGAUUUUUCUAAGUACAAUAGUAAGUUUUCAGAGCACCAGGGAACCCUCGAGAAGGCACAACACUAUGGCAAGUUUCAGGGAGGAGCAGAAUGAGAGGGUGGCUGGCCCAGCUUGGGAGCAUCAUGCUGAUUCAAACAUUUGCACCAAGCUUACAGAGAAAGAGCCGCCACUGGGUGGUGGUGCUGUAUGCAGGUGCCACACAGGGCUCUGUCCUCCUCGCUCUCUGUGAAGUAGGAAUCCUUUGUUUCCUUGUUAAGAUGAAAGAAAGCCAAGUUUCAAAGAAACAGAAAUCCUGUUCAGAGGUUCUGGUAGAGCUGGACUCCAAACAUCUGAGAUGCAGAUGCCGUUGUUCCAUUGUGCCACACAGACUUCUCAUUUAGUCUGAACCUGGCAUAAUCAAGGGUGAUGUUCCUCUCCUCUCCUCUCCUCUCCUCUCCUCUCCUCUCCUCUCCUCUCCUCUCCUCUCCUCUCCUCUCCUCUCCUCUCCUCCCCUCC
Chionomys nivalis (European snow vole) is the source of this 2740-nucleotide messenger RNA. It is a transcript of the gene Gpr63, whose product is annotated as G protein-coupled receptor 63. Gene Ontology annotation, cellular component: membrane. The coding region runs from base 306 to 1565 and encodes 419 amino acids. Gene Ontology annotation, molecular function: G protein-coupled receptor activity. Lineage: Eukaryota; Metazoa; Chordata; Mammalia; Rodentia; Cricetidae. The transcript is spliced from 2 exons. Gene Ontology annotation, biological process: G protein-coupled receptor signaling pathway. The record is from RefSeq and is a predicted model, not a curated record.